AUGUACCUCAUCGAGACGAUAUUCGACGUCUUAUUGCUUUUUGGAAACGCCCCUAAUAACAACGAUUUCGUCCUUGUCCAUGGCUUGUCGUCCACCACCGGGCGGAAGUACACGAGGAUACGUGACAACUUCGAGAUCUUCAAGAGCGUGAAGUCGAUGCUGUACGAGUCUGAUACUAUGUUCAGGGGUCUCUCGGCUAAUAUCGGGAAGAAGCUGCGUAAACACUCGAUCUUCGCAGACAGCACGUACGUCUACACGUUCGCCCAUAAGACCACCCACCUGCUCAAUCGCCGCUCUUUCAAGAGGGUCAACAAAUUCGCGAUGGACUGCAAGCUUCAACCGACGAGAAACACUCUCUAUACGAAUGAGUACCAGACGAGCCUUCUACCUACGCCCUUGGAGGUCACGUACGUCUUCUUGAAGAUGAUAUCGGCUGACUACUGCGCAAGCGAUAACGAGAGUGGCAUUCUAGGAAAGAAGAGAACGAUCUGGGAGGGCGGCCUGUUCAAGCUUACUAUCACAUUCCCGGAAGCAUACGUGCUGGAUAAGGAGAGUACCCUACGAAGACCUCCCAAGUCUCCGGUGGUGCUCAAGCAGAAGACGAUGCGGUAG
Molecule: messenger RNA, 612 nt
Organism: Colletotrichum truncatum
Lineage: Eukaryota; Fungi; Ascomycota; Sordariomycetes; Glomerellales; Glomerellaceae
Source: RefSeq, a predicted model, not a curated record